CAUCGGGCCCCAGGACCACCAAACAACGACCCAGGUUGAGGAACCAGUCCCGGGGAAUGGGUCGAGAUUUCUGGAGGUUGUCAGGGGCGGAAAAGAGGCGGGUGAUGACUAGGGGGGGUGGAUAUCAUGGCGUGGGCCAUGAUAUCUCCCCAGAUUUCGUGGCGCCUCUUCUUAUUUUAUCCCUGGCCCUCCCGCUGGGCCGCGUACAUGCCACCGGUCAUGAUUUGCACCCCUCCCUCUUGGACACCCCCCUCUUGGCCGCCGCUCCCGAGGUUGACGUUGCUGAAAACCACGACGUCGGGGGGGGGGUCCCGGUACGCACCGAUGCAUGGCCCAGAGUCGUGGACCCAAAUUGGUAUCGGUUUCCAGUGCCAAGCAUCCCACGGUGUGCUUCCUAUUUCAGAGCGGUCCCGACCUCCUCCACAGGGACAGCUUUCCGCCCCAGGUCGAUUCUUGAGAGCCCCGACGUCCGACAAUGGCGCCUAUGAGGCCGACGUCAACAGCCCCCAGAGAUCCGUGUCACGAUCGGUUUGUGAAGCGCGGGGCCCCCAGCAGUCUCGACCCUUUCCACGAAGCCGGUUUGUCAGCUCGAGCCGCGGCUUGAAAAACAGACCGUUUUUGGACGGCCGUCGUUGGACUGCCUCGGGGCCCACCGUAUAGUCACGGGGCCCGGCGGACAGCUUCGAUCAGAUUUCGCAAGUCAUUGCAGCUCUGGGCCUGCAGCUGUCCUUCAGGAUAAUGACGAAGACGCAGGCCCAGACGGCCGUCGUAUCCCCAAGAGGUCCCGACCUCUUCCGGGGGGGGGGGGCGGCUUCUCGCCCGCGCCGCGAAACUGCUUGGAAGCCGCCUGGACUGGGACGGAGUGAAGCCGCACGGAUGGAGACCAGCAAAAAGAAUCCUUCCGAUGUCUGCGGGCCCGAGCAUCCGGCGGUAUUUUCUUUCUUGUUCCACGCGAGGCCCCAGAGACUCCGACCCCUUCCCUGAAAGCAGCUUUUCGCCCCGGAUCUGUUUCGGGCCACAGGGCUUCCAUCACGAAGAACCGCCAGGGGUGAGAAGGCCGUGCCGAGUCGGAGAUCUGGGUGGCUGUCGUCGUCGUCGUUGUCGUCGUCGCAUGCAGGCCCUGGCCUCCCGGAAAGCCGCCGCCGUGGCGAGCCAGGCCGCGGCCGCGGCGGAGAAGGCUCGGGCGGCGGCGGCCGAAGCGGACGCCGUGGCCGCCUCCGCGUCCGAGGCCACGGCGGAUGCCGCGUCCGCCCAGGCGGCGGCCACGAACCUGGGGCUGGUCGGAGGCAUGGUGCGGAGCCUGAACAGGGCCCUGGCCGAGGCGCUCGGCCCUGCCGCGGCUCCGGCCGCCGGGGCGGUCGGCCCGGCCGCCCGUGGGCGUGCUCCGGAGGGCCAGGCAGAGGGGCCGCCGUCCAUCGAUCGGCGCCUGCUGCGCCCCGACGGGCGCCCCUGGUGGCCCGCGAAGCCGCCGCCGCCGGCGCCGCCCGCGCAAGAGCUGCUGCUUGCGAGGAGGCCCGGGCCGUCGUCCUUCUUCCUGUGAGGCGGUGCGGCGUGGCAUGACUGAGCGGGUUCCCCCCCCCGCUUGCGCAGCGCCCCAUGUAACUUGUAGCGGUGUCGUCAUCCUCUUCCAGCUGUUUCCUCCUCGAUCCGCCUGUCGAUCCUCCCCAGAUGCCCAAGUGCAUUUGUUCUCGACGAUCCUGUGGUGCUGAGGCCUCGCGUUGGAGAA
Molecule: messenger RNA, 1726 nt
Organism: Prorocentrum cordatum
Lineage: Eukaryota; Dinophyceae; Prorocentrales; Prorocentraceae
Source: the annotation of a GenBank genome assembly